AGCUUCCUCUAACGGAAAUCUUUUAGGACCUCGCCUAACUUUAUGCACUUUUCAGAUAAACAGAUCAGUCAAAGUAUCAGUAACUAUCGGACUACUUAACUGAGAGGAUCCCUGCUGCCAGGGAUCGGUUCACUUUGCUUCAGUUUAGCUGCGGGACAGCCGUGAAUAAACGCCGGUUUUUGAGUUCCGGGGGUUGCGCUUACCUGAGGAGCAGAGUGCCAGGCUACGGUUUCCGCUCGUGCCGUGUUGUGGUGACUAGCCGUGGUAACUAGCAGGGCUAGCUAGAGCUGUAUGACUGGUGUUGCUGCAGCAUAGAGAAAGCGGCAAUUAGCCAGCAAGCAGGCUACUCUCACUCGUCUGUUUUCUUGGUUCUCUUUUUAAGACAGUUCGCCAUCUCUGCUGAUAACACAUUAUGUGCUGGGUGCUGCAGUAAGGAAGGUCAGCAGAUGGAAAAAUGAUAUUUAUACCCAGUGGAUUACUCAUCACGCCUUUCGAAAUUGUGGAGUGCUUUUCUCCUUAGCAUCAUGCGUUUCUACAAAUCAAGCCUAGUCUCCUGCUGCAGAGAUUUCACCUCCUUACGCUUGGAUUUAUCCGCCAGUUUUUAAAGACGGUCCUUAUCAUCAUCUUCUUCUUUUUAGUGUCGUUCUUGUUAUUAUUUUUUAAAGUGCUUCCGGUAAAACAUUAACUAUGUGUCUAUGCGGGUUGGAUAUGCUCAGAUAAACACAAGCGUGAAGUCGUGCGAAGGGAAGCCCAAAGAAGGAAGUCCAGGACGGGAUAGGCACGCAGAAACUACCCCGCGUCCCAAAGAAACAUGGCCUCGGUGUGGAAGAGACUGCAACGUGUGGGAAAGCAUGCGUCUAAAUUCCAGUUCGUGGCUUCCUAUCAGGAACUAAUGGUGGAAUGUACUAAGAAAUGGCAACCAGACAAACUGGUGGUGGUUUGGACGCGUAGAAGUCGACGGAAAUCCUCCAAGUCUCACAGCUGGCAGCCUGGCAUCAAAAACCCCUACAGAGGAGUCGUGGUGUGGCCUGUACCAGAAAACAUUGAGAUCACGGUCACUCUUUUUAAGGACCCCCACGCAGAGGAGUUUGAGGACAAAGAAUGGACGUUUGUCAUUGAAAAUGAGUCUCCAUCAGGGCGGAGGAAGGCCUUGGCCACUAGCAGUAUAAACAUGAAACAAUACGCCAGUCCGAUGCCCACACAGACAGAUGUCAAGCUGAAGUUUAAGCCCCUGUCCAAGAAGGUGGUGUCAGCCACGCUGCAGUUCUCCCUCUCCUGCAUUUUCCUCCGCGAGGGGAAGGCCACUGAUGAGGACAUGCAGAGCCUGGCCAGCCUGAUGAGCAUGAAACAGGCGGACAUUGGCAACCUGGAUGACUUUGAGGAGGAGAAUGAGGAGGAUGAGGAGAACAGGGUCAACCAGGAGGAGAAAGCUGCUAAGAUCACAGAGAUAGUAAACCAGUUGAAUGCCCUCAGCUGCUUACAUGGGGAUGAUGAUGAUGAUGGUGGUGUUCCCAAGCGAGCACGCAAAGCAACAGCUAAGCCUGCUGCUUCCUCCCAAGAGCUAAUUAACAAGCUGAACUUCCUGGAAGACGAGGAUCAGGAUACGGCUCCCGCCAUGAACAACAAUCCUUUUGAUGAGCCCGAUGUCGACCUUCAUCCCAACCAUCUCAACCCAUUUGAUGAUCCUGAUGAGGAAGAGCCCCCUGCCCAGCCGGUCCUACGGCAGCGGGCUGACGACAGUUCCUUUUAUGACCACGACGACUCAAAUCCGUUCAACGAGCCAGAUGAGCCAGAGACACAAGCAUGUCCGGGGAACCCCUUUGAUGAGCCUGACCAGGACACAGACCCUCAGCCAGAUCCAGAACCUCCCAAACCCAGGCAGAGGAAAGGUGUCCGGCCCGUUGACAUGAGCAAGUACCUGUAUGCGGACACUUCUCACAAUGAGGAGGAGCUCGACAAAUCCAACCCAUUCUACGAGCCAAGGACAUCGAGCCCUGUGCAGCAGGAUGCUGGUGGCCCCUCACCUGAUGUGGCCAGCAGCCAGAAGAGGAGAGCUCCCCCACCCCCGGGCACUAGCCCUGGGCUCGGCCCCAGUUUACCACCCCACAAACCCACAUCUGGCCCUGAUGGGGAGAGAGCCCAGCCCGUCGGGCCCAGCCCAGUGGCAGCAAUGAUAGGGAGAGAGCUGGCCUCCUCUUCCCCCAAGCCCAGCCCAGUCCCAAGCCCCAUUCUGGGAGGAAAACCCAAUGCCAGCCAGUCCCUGCUGGCCUGGUGCCGCGAGGUCACGAAGAACUACCGUGGGGUGAAGAUCACCAACUUCACCACGUCCUGGAGGAACGGGCUGGCCUUCUGCGCUCUGCUGCACCAUUUCAGACCCGAUUUGAUAGACUACAAGUCGCUCAAUCCUCAGGAUAUUAAAGAAAACAACAAAAAGGCAUAUGACGGCUUCGCCAGCCUCGGCAUCUCUCGUCUCCUGGAGCCAUCCGAUAUGGUGCUGCUGGCCAUUCCUGACAAACUAACAGUAAUGACCUACCUGUAUCAGAUCCGGGCCCAUUUCUCUGGCGAGGAGCUCAAUGUGGUGCAGAUAGAGGCCAACAGCAACCGCAGCACCUACAAAGUGGGUGACUUUGAGACUGAUACAAAUGCAUCAAUAGACCAGGACAAGUUCUACGCUGAACUGAACGAUGUGCAGCCCCGCAAGGCUGACUCUCAGGCUGCUGUUUCUGCCAGCGGUGCCACCACUGAAUCUAACAGAGCUGAAGCUACUGAGGGAGAGGUGAAGGAGCAAGGUUUGAAGGCCGAGGUAGGAGCAGUUCCGGCCGGCUUGUCGACUCCAGCGCUGUCACAGUCCUCGCUUCCUGUCCCAUCACCGCGCACAGUAUUAGUUUCCACAGCAACAAACUCAACCUAUGUGAUGGCGUCAGGCUCUGAGGACAGGGGAAAUCUACAGAAAGCAAACACUUUAGACCUUAGUGAGUUACCACAGCGAGUGGAGAUGGAGAAGGAAAGGCAAAACAAGGAUGAACCAGGAGAGCAGAGAGGAGAGGGAGCUCCCGAACCAGCGUCCCCUACCAGGAGAGGAGCUACUUUGUCCCACUCGCCACCCCAUCCGAAACUGGGCUUCUCCUACAACAGGGAUGCCGACCUCAUCAAGAAAAAGAGGGCAAGCCUGCGUCACUCAGAGUCUGAGCCUGCAUCAGAUACCAGCUCUUCUCCAGUGAAUCAUACAGAUGCCCCAGUCAAACAGGAGCCACGACCUGCCCCUGUGUCGAGCCCCCCAGCUGAGAAGAAGGUCCUCUCUCGUCAGGAGGAGUUGAAGGAGAGAGCCAGACUCCUCUUGGAGCAGGCCCGCAGAGAUGCUGCAAUGAAAGCCGGCAGCAAAUACAUCUCCAACUCAGCUGCAGCUGCACCAAACAGAGCUGCAGGUGUCUGUGAUGAGCGGGAUGCUGAGCGGCGAAGACAGCUGAGAGAACGAGCCAGGCAGCUGAUAGCCGAGGCUCGAUCCGGAGUCAAGAUGUCCGACAUGAGCCUGCUGGAUCCAUCAAGCAGUGGUAAAGGUGGCAAGGCGGGCACUGCUGGAGAUGUUUUGGACGGAGUCAGAAGUCAUCAUGAGGAUGUUGGUGUUACUGGUGUAAGGGGUGAGGAUGAGGGAGAUGUGAGGGCUGAGGAGGAGCAGUUCCACUUUGGUGGUGAUGAUCAUGCUGUUGAUUCCGCUGCCACAUCUGCAUCUGCACUGCCUACUAACCUGCUGCCACUGGAGGCUCUUCCAACUACUUCCAGCACCCAGGGCCCCCUGGAGCUUACUAACCCCAGCUCUGAGCUAACCUUUUUGGGUACAAACAGCAAGCAUGUGGAUCUGAAGCUGAAGAAGCUGGUGGAGGUCAGCCCAAGAGGAGUCACUUCUCCUUCAUCCCCGUCUUCCACCUCCUCCUCAUCGUCACCCACCGCCUCCUCCUCUACCUCCCCGCUCAGCCCUGCAGAAGGACUGGAGAAUAAUGCAGAGGAGUUGAGAGCUGAGAGGCUGCGCAGAGCCACGGAGAGGUUGCGAAACCCAGUUGUCUUCAACAAGGACUCUGCAGUCAGGAAAACACAGCUCAAGUCCUUCAGCCAGUAUGUGGAGAGCAGACCAGAGAUGAAAAGACAGAAGUCUGUUCCUGAGGAUCAGAAGAAGGCUGAGGAGGACAGAGGUUCACCCAUAGAGGUUGAUGUUCGCAGACCGUUUGAAGAGGAGGCGUUCAAAGACACCAGUCAGUAUGUGGUUGGGGAGCUGUCUGCACUGGAGAGCGAGCAGAGGCACAUAGACGCCCGAGCAGCUCGCGUGGAGAAGAGGCUGCGCUAUCUCAUGGACACAGGCAACAACAAGGAGGAGGAGGAGGCCAUGAUGCAGGAGUGGUUCAUGCUGGUCAACAAGAAGAACGCCCUCAUCAGGAGACAGAACCAGCUCUCUCUGCUGGAGAAAGAGCACGAUCUGGAGAGGCGUUUCGAACUGCUGAACAGAGAGCUGAGAGCCAUGCUGGCCAUCGAGGACUGGCAGAAGACCGAGGCCCAGAAGAGACGGGAGCAGCUGCUGCUGGAUGAGCUGGUCAUACUGGUCAACAAGCGAGACGCGCUGGUCAGGGACCUGGACGCCCAGGAAAAAGAGGCCGAGGAGGAGGACGAGCACCUGGAGAGGACGCUGGAGCAGAACAAAGGCAAGAUGGCCAAGAAAGAGGAGAAGUGCGUCCUUCAGUGAUUGUCAGCAAACACAACCAACAAAUGUAGCCGAUAAAAGAAAUGUAUCACAUGAUUAUUAUCGAUCAUUUUAUUUGAUAGAGGAGUCGAGACAUUUCUGUCAGUUAUUGGAAUCCCUUUGAGGUUUAUGUUCGGGUCAGAUUAACCACAGAGACUCGGCUGAGCGAAGAGGCCCUGCGACACCUUUGCACCAACUUUUUACGGACUCGGACUGUCCCCCUUUAUUUUAUUUUAUUUUUUAAAAUUUGAACUCUGCUUUACUUUCUCGAGAACGGUACCUGUGUAACAAACAUGAAUACGUGUGAGACGAGGGCAGCGCACAGCCUGUGUGCAGCUCGCUCCGUCUGAAUGUGGAGACCAGGCACAGUCUGUGGUGGAUUUGAGGUACAGCACAACAAUGGGGGAAAUUUUACUCUUAUUUGUUUUCUUUUCUUUUUCUUUCCCCCCAUCAUAUUCAGAAGAUGAUGAGGUGGGUUGACUUUUCAGUCAGACUUUUUAAAGAAAAACAAAGAGAUAACAUCGCUCUUUUCAAGCUACUUCAUUACUUGACCGUAUCUUUUAAUUAUCUCACUUUUUACUUGUAAAAUAUCUUAACUUGGGAAGCAUUACUGUUCACAAAUCUUGACUUUCCUAUUGCUUUUUUAUCGUCUUGGCUUGAAAGCAGUUUACCAAAACAAAGAAAGGAAAAAAAAAAAACACUUGUUGUAUAUUUUCAUCACUGCUCUGACCAACAGCUUCCAAAAUCUUUUUUUUUCCUCCAUCAGGAGUCAUGCAGUCAGAAAACAACAGAUAUAUAUAUAUAUUAUUUAUUGUCAUUUGUCCAAUAAGCUGCUUGUUAAGUGAAUCUACCAUCACGUUUCAUUUUGCUCAACGACUUUUGGUUUCUAUUUAUUGUAUUCAGAAGAAGAGAAAUAUGCUUCCAUCUCUUAGAGCUCCACAUCUUGUGCAGCUGUUCUUUUUACGUGUGAACAUUUAUCUGAUUAUUUAUUCCAGUGUCAUAACCCAAGUCUUCAGUAAUAAAGUCUUUAUGAUUUCAUACUCCACAAGACGCUGUGUGGCCUCUUCUUAAAAAAACUAAAAACCUAGCCG
Molecule: messenger RNA, 5820 nt
Organism: Haplochromis burtoni (Burton's mouthbrooder)
Lineage: Eukaryota; Metazoa; Chordata; Actinopteri; Cichliformes; Cichlidae
Gene: ehbp1
Product: EH domain binding protein 1
Exons: 26
Coding region: 812-4732 (1306 amino acids)
Molecular function (GO): protein binding
Source: RefSeq, a predicted model, not a curated record